AUGGACCUUCUUCCAAUUAGAUCAAGAAACGAAGACGGAUCAGAAAGGCGAGAAAGACCAAGAAGUAGAACAAUAUACCAAAAGAAAUCAGAUGCUUUUGAUAAAAUAUUAGAAGAUAUACAAGACAGUGAUGAAGAGAUAGAAUUAGACUCAAUAAUAAGCCAAAAAGAAUUAAUGGAAUCUAGUGCAUCUAGUUCUAGUCCAUUUCAAAGAAUAACCGGAGAACAAUACACGGUAGACACCAGUACGGGAAAUGUACCUAGAAGAAGAGUUUUUAGAACAGCAGGAGAACCUAUAGACAAUAUAAAACCAUCAGGAAAAAGAAUGCCUAUAGAAGAACCUAUUAUUCUCCAAGAAGGAGGUAAUAAAGGAAAGAUACUAAAUAUAGCAGCUCAUGAUCCACAAAGAUGGAAUUCAGUAAUAGACCUUUGGAAAGGAAUAGUAGUAACGAUGAGACCAUCAAGUUCUCAGACAGCAGAUAAGGGAAAAGGCAUAGCCUUAACCCAAGACGCUUACAGACAAAAGAAGAAUAACAAGAGUCCUGCUGGGAAUAGUAGAAGUCAAAGAGGUGGAGUUUCUAAAUAUGGCGGUAGAGGGAACAUCAGUGAUGCAUGUGAUGGUGUUAUUGCCAUGGCUACUCUGACCAGCAUAACAUGUAAUACUAGUGUUGGUUUUCAAGGUGAUAGUAAUUGCGGUGGUGUUGGUGGUGAGGUUGGUCACAGUAGUGGUGGUUGUGGUGGUGGGGAUGGUCAUGGUGGUGGUGGGGGUGGAGGAUUUUGA
Lycium ferocissimum is the source of this 780-nucleotide messenger RNA. RefSeq lists its product as uncharacterized. The record is from RefSeq and is a predicted model, not a curated record. The transcript is spliced from 4 exons. Lineage: Eukaryota; Viridiplantae; Streptophyta; Magnoliopsida; Solanales; Solanaceae. Bases 1 to 780 code for a protein of 259 amino acids.